This is a messenger RNA of Sphenostylis stenocarpa, 456 nucleotides long. The record is from the annotation of a GenBank genome assembly. Lineage: Eukaryota; Viridiplantae; Streptophyta; Magnoliopsida; Fabales; Fabaceae.
AUGUUUUGGGAAAAACACGUUAUCAUCGACAUGCUUCCAAUCUAUAUAACCAUAUAUAUAGGGCGUGGUGUAAAAGAGAAGCUGGGAAAAAGACCUUCCACAAUUCUCACGCUAUGGGCAGCUGUUUCUCUUGCUUUAAUGAUGCUGAUAAAAUGGGGGUGGGCAUCGGCAAAAAUGAAGCACGAAACUACCAUGGAGCCACAAUCACUGUGGGAUCGGGAACAAACGGCAGGGACAUCCGUGACUCCUUCAAUAACCAAGGAGGGUCCCAGAAUUUCAAUGGUAACAACAUUAAUAGCCAUUGAAACUAAUCGAACCUACUAUCAAUGGGGUGCUGAUGUAGUUCUGUUGUUUUGGCUGCAACUGUUUCAAGCAAUGUUAAAGUGUGGAGAGAUAGAUGGUGGAGUUACCAAGGAUGACUUCUACAUGCUACUUUUCUUCUCGGAGGAGAAAUAG